AUGUCGAACACCCAAGUGGGUGACCAAAUCGAUAAGUCGAAUAAGCGCAAGAAAGUCGCAGACGGACAGAGCGGUGCGUCGAACAUAGACGCUGAUGGCAAAGUCGGAUCGUCGAAUGGAGAGGCUGCCACGAUGAUGGAUCUGCCAAACAAGCGGACGAAAGUUUUGGAUUCCCAAAGCAGUGUGUCGAAUGGAAAGGCUGCCGACCAAGUUGGAACGUCGAAUGCAGAGGACGCUGUCCAAGGCAAUGCGUCGAACGAUAGCAAGAAUUUCUUGGAGAAGCAACUCGUUGCGUCGAACAGAGAGGCUACCAACCAAGUCGGAAUGUCGAAUGCAGAGGACCCCGUCCAAGGCAGUGCGUCGAACGAUGGCAAGACUUUCUUGGAGAAGCAACUUGUUGCGUCGAACGGAGAGGCUGUUGCCCACGGCAGUAUGUCGAACAAUAGCAAGAACGUCCCUGGAGACCAAAGUGGUUCGUCGAACGCAGGCAUCACUAGCCAAGCUCACGUGUCGAAUAAUGGCACGAACGCCUUCAGCCAGCAAGUCGCGCCGUCGAACACGGAGACGAUCACUAGAGAGGGAGAAUACUGCGAUGAGGGCUACAUGGGAGAUUAA
Molecule: messenger RNA, 615 nt
Organism: Zasmidium cellare ATCC 36951
Lineage: Eukaryota; Fungi; Ascomycota; Dothideomycetes; Mycosphaerellales; Mycosphaerellaceae
Exons: 1
Coding region: 1-615 (204 amino acids)
Source: RefSeq, a predicted model, not a curated record